This is a messenger RNA of Aaosphaeria arxii CBS 175.79, 2539 nucleotides long. RefSeq lists its product as uncharacterized. The record is from RefSeq and is a predicted model, not a curated record. Gene Ontology annotation, molecular function: transcription cis-regulatory region binding; DNA-binding transcription factor activity, RNA polymerase II-specific; zinc ion binding. The transcript is spliced from 3 exons. Gene Ontology annotation, cellular component: nucleus. NCBI's taxonomy places the organism in Eukaryota, Fungi, Ascomycota, Dothideomycetes, Pleosporales. The coding region runs from base 1 to 2415 and encodes 804 amino acids. Gene Ontology annotation, biological process: positive regulation of transcription by RNA polymerase II.
AUGGCGGAGACGGUGACCGUUCCCUCCCCGUCCUUAUUCCUCAGCUCUCCCAACCCCGGCCUGCCCAGCCCUCCACCCUUGAAGAAGACAUCCAUCCAUCGAUCAUCACAGCAGCAGCCUUCUACUAAAACUGAUGAUCCAAAGGUAGCAGAUCCCAACGGUGCGAAUGUAUCCGUUACUAAAAGGAAACAAUCCAAGAGCCGCAACGGUUGUAUAACAUGUAAAGCUAAACGGCUGAAAUGCGAUGAGACGAAACCCACCUGUCAACAGUGCGCGCGUCGCAAUGUCCAGUGUGGAGGCUACAAGAAGGACUUCAAAUGGAGGUCCUUCGAGGAAGGCAACUUUACGGGAAAACCGACCACCAAGACUAAGAAAGGUUUUCCAGCUUCUCCACAGCCAGCGACCGCGCCACUACCAGCAUACAACCCUGGCUUCACCCAAUCCCACUACCCACCCAGUCAUUCUGAGGCACCGCUGAUGUACUUCUUCCCCCCUACUCAGACUUACUUCGAUGCACCAUACCAACCCAUGACGACGGAGCCCUAUCCAAUUCCACAAGUGCCACAGUACACUAUCGCCCCUCCACCGGUAACACCACUGGAACAGUAUGCUCCUAGCUCAGUCGAAAGCUCGAGCAAUUCCUACGAAGCCGAUAGCAUCGGAACUAGCCAAACGAAGACAGUUGCAGCUUCAAGCGUAUCCUCUGGGCAGUCGCCACGCCUGGUCGAUCUCCUGCUCCCUGGAACAGACCUCACUGUUCCGCCAGAGGAAUACUUCUCCUUUCGUUCUCUGUGUCCUGAAUCGUUUUACCAAUCAUCUGGAUACACUCCACCUACAGAGACGAUAGAUGACGAUAUAGAGGAAAUACCACGCAACUUCGAUCUAACUCCCGAGCAAUGGACGCUACGUCGCUCAUCAGCGAGUCCUCCCGACUCAUCUGCCUCUUCCCCCGAAUCUGGCAAAUUGACUCUGUUGACUCAACCAGUCUUGUCAAUGUCUUCCCCCGAAAUGCUCAUUCGUCGAUUCGAUCUCAACACCUGUGGCGUCCUCUCUGUCAAAGAUGGCCCCACCGAAAAUCCAUGGCGCACUCUGGUAUGGCCUUUGGCCAAGGACUGUCCAGCUCUGUUCCACGCAGUAGCUUCAAUGACAUCUUUUCACUGCUCCAAAGACUCCCCGAUGCUCAGAAUCCAUGGGAUCAACCACAUGCAUGAGUCCGUCCACGCGCUGCGAGCAAAUCUGGGCAAUAUGCGCGUCGAUGCAGCCAUAUCCACGACACUUGCACUGGCUUUCUCCGAAUCUUGGGAUCAACACAUCAGGACAGGUAUCAAUCAUAUCAAAGGGGCGAAGAUAUUAAUUCACAGGGCACUCUCAGACCGCAGUCACUUACCGCAGCGGGGAGAGGACUUCGAUCGACUCAAAUUCCUCUGCAACCUCUGGAUCUACAUGGACGUCAUUGCUCGGCUUACUUCUGCGGACGAGGACGAAUCCAACGACUUCGACUUUGUCUCGGAUGCCAUAUAUAGUAAUGGUGGAAACGAUUCAAGCGUCGAUCCUCUCAUGGGAUGUGCGAGCAGCCUUUUUCCAAUCAUAGGCCGCAUAGCCAAUCUAGUUCGUAAGGUCCGAAGAACAGGCAGCAACGGCCCGAGUAUCAUUUCUCAAGCGAUAGAACUCAAGGCACAGAUCGAGAAAUGGACGCCACCGGCUUUUAUCGAAGACCCCGAAGAUGAAUCUACCACCCCUCACGACACCAUGAGAACGGCGGCAGCAUACCAAUAUGCCACUCUACUCUAUCUCCACCAAGCGGUCCCUGAAGUCCCCUCCUUGCCAGCAACAGAACUUGCCAAGAGGGCUUUAUGUGAGCUAGCCACCGUCAAUAUCAAGUCUCGCUCAGUAAUUGUUCACAUCUUUCCUCUUAUCGCUGCUGGUUGUGAAAUGACUGAGCCUGAGGACCGCAGAUGGGUACAAGAGAGAUGGGAGCUACUUUCGGCACGCAUGAAAUUGGGCAUCGUUGAGAGAUGCUUAGAAAUAACCAAAGAAGUCUGGAGUCGUCGCGAUGCGUUUGCCGCCAGUGCCUAUGAUGAACUCAAUCCGCUUUCGACACCCACGCUAAAGCGCGAUUUUGAUGAGUUUACAGAUGAUGCUGAAGAGAGUGGCCUUGUCUGCUGGCCAAAUGUCAACAAUAAACGCCGAGCAGCUGAGGACCUCAUGGGCUUUCCUCAAACACAGCCUGUCAAGCUGGAUACAACUGAAGUCAGACACCGGUCCGAAUCACGGACUGAAAUACUACAUCCUGAUAUGACCGUUAAGGGUCGUCUACACUGGCUGGGUGUCAUGAAAGGCUGGGGCUGGGAAGGUAAAGAAAUUCUAGCUUCAUUACUGUUACGUUACCAUUCUGACCAUGUACAGUAUUGCUAGGCUGAUCUACAGCUUUACUUGGCUGCUGUCCAUUUCCCGACUAACAUCCAUGAUGCAUAUCGUCCUGUACGAAAAUGCUCACCAUGACGAAUCCUGUGCGGUGCAUCCAUUCAACAGGAUGAUG